UGCUAUUAAAUUAUAUUUUUUUGUUGUUCGCAGUAGUAAAGCGUCAUUAGGCGAUUUGUGUUCUAAAGCCAAAGCCACUGGCACUGUUAUUGUUCACUGUUGAAUACUGUAACUUUCGUCCGACCAACUCUGUGUCGCAUUUAAGUAGGUCAGCAGCAAACAAAGGAACUCACACACACACACACGCAUGAAAACGCACACUCAAACAAAGAUAAGCAGGUAAACAAGCGCAACGCAGAAUUGCACAGAGACGUGAACGAUAGAGGAAACAGCUUUCCAAAAGAAAAUAGAGUCAUGGGACGCAUUUUUCUAGAACAUCUUGGCGGUCUAAAGCUAUUUAAUUGCGCUGAAUGCCAUACUAACUUGACUAAUCGCAGUCAAUUGAUUAGCACUCGUUUCACUGGAGCUACAGGAAGGGCUUAUCUAUUCAAGCGAGUCGUCAACUUGACCUUUAGCAAUAUACAAGAGCGUGUUAUGCUUACGGGUCGACAUAUGGUGCGCGAUGUCAUGUGUAAGAACUGCGGCGCCAAACUGGGUUGGAUGUAUGAGUUUGCAACUGAGGAGGCACAAAAAUAUAAGGAGGGUCGAGUCAUCUUGGAGUAUGCACUAAUCAACGAGGCGGAGGGUUUUCCAUCUGAGGUAGGCGGCAUCAGCCACUGAGUGCAUGGAGCGGAGCUACAGCUCGAGGACAACUAAGCACGCGCGUGUGUGUAUCACAGAGUAUUGAAUAGCAAGACGCAGGCGACAGCUUCUAUAGGGUUAAUCAGUAAUAAUUUAACGCAUGUCGUAGUCACUGCAAACGACCUACGGACAAUUGGCUGUAAUCACUUGCUAUGUGAGUGUGUGCGUGGGCAGUCGUAAUAUCCAGCUCAGCAACAUACUAUCAUAUGUAAUGUAUACAUAAUUAACAGCUAUCAUCAAUGUUACUUAAACGUAGUUUUAGGUAUUUAGAACAUAAGCACCUGCGUGGCGCCCGAUUCAAAAAUAGUUUUAUGAGGCUGAACUGCUAAACAACCUACUCCAAGUUGCUUUGUGGCACCAACGUCAUCCAACCAACCGUUCGGAUAGUAUGAGCUUCAUCCGCUCGAUUUGUCAAACAUUAUUUCUCAUUUUUUUGUAACUUAUAAAAAUCUUCAAGCAAAUAUACCAGA
Messenger RNA from Drosophila busckii, 1151 nucleotides. It is a transcript of the gene Yippee, whose product is annotated as protein yippee. Lineage: Eukaryota; Metazoa; Arthropoda; Insecta; Diptera; Drosophilidae. The coding region runs from base 295 to 660 and encodes 121 amino acids. The transcript is spliced from 4 exons. The record is from RefSeq and is a predicted model, not a curated record.